AUGGCAGUGUCUGGUUUCGAGGGAUUCGAGAAAAGACUCGAACUUCGGUUCUUCGACGACGACGACAACCCAACCAACCAUAUUAACCCGAUGGGACUCCGUCUAAUCGAUUUCGAAUCUCUAGACCAAGUCUUAAACGAAGUCCAGUGCACGGUGGUCUCCGCCGUAGCCAACCGUAGCUUCGACGCAUACGUUCUCUCAGAGUCAAGCCUCUUCGUCUACCCAACCAAGAUAAUCAUCAAAACGUGCGGCACAACGCAGCUCCUCAAAUCAAUCCGACCGUUGAUCCAUCUCGCGCGUAACCUCGGCCUCACGUUACGCGCGUGUCGCUACUCACGCGGCAGCUUCAUUUUCCCUAAAGCACAGCCUUUCCCUUACACGAGCUUCAAAGACGAAGUCGUCAUCGUCGAAGAAAGCCUCCCCAAGUCUCUCUGUUACCGUAAAGCCUCCGUCAUGACGCCUUCUAAUAACCCCUCGCGUGCUUGGCACGUGUUCACCGCUAGCGCUGACGUGGAAUCCGACGAGCAGGUCGUUGUGGUUGAAGUGUGUAUGACGGAGCUUGACAGAGUCAACGCUCGAAGUUUCUUCAGACGGAAAGGCGACGAGAAAAACAGCGAUUCCGCCGGGAAGGAGAUGACGCGGCUGAGCGGUAUCGAUAUGAUAAACGAAAACGCGUUUAUAUGCGAUUUCGCGUUUGACCCUUGCGGUUACUCCAUGAACGGCGUCGACGGAGACCGUUACUCGACCAUUCACGUCACGCCUGAAGACGGUUUUAGCUACGCGAGCUUCGAGUGCGGUUUGACUCUCUACGAAGACGGUCAUGGAGAUAUCGCUGAGGUUUUGAGCCGCGCAAUUGAUGUUUUCAGGCCAGACUCCAUCUCGAUCGCCACCACUUACGGCGGCGAGGAUUAUAACCACGAGGUGACGAAGCGCGUGGAGCGUGUGUUGGCGAAGAAGCUUGGCCUUAAGUGCCGGAGCCGACUUAUGGAUGAGUUUCCAGGCUCAGGAACCGUCGUUUAUCAGUCCUUCACGCCUCGCCGGAAAUAG
Messenger RNA from Microthlaspi erraticum, 1047 nucleotides. The record is from the annotation of a GenBank genome assembly. Lineage: Eukaryota; Viridiplantae; Streptophyta; Magnoliopsida; Brassicales; Brassicaceae.